Gongylonema pulchrum is the source of this 309-nucleotide messenger RNA. The record is from the annotation of a GenBank genome assembly. Lineage: Eukaryota; Metazoa; Nematoda; Chromadorea; Rhabditida; Gongylonematidae.
AUGAACGAAAAGAACACACUGAAAACGCACUCAUUAGAUCUGGAUGAUCAGGAACGUCAGCUUAGACGUGCUGAAUUUGCGGCCGAUUGCUGGCCUACUCAGUGGCAACAAAGACAGUUCAGCAGACGCAGAGCUGAGCUCGCGAAGCAACGUGACCAGUACCGCUCUGCUUGUAAGGAAUUAAACGAAUGCUUCCAACUCUAUUACGAACUUUACCGCGGCAAAAAUGUGAGCACUAAUGUUAGGCAUGUAAAUUCAACUCGUUACAUCAUUGAUAAAAAUCAGCCUGGAACUAGCUUCCAAGGCUGA